This is a messenger RNA of Gossypium arboreum, 1431 nucleotides long. RefSeq lists its product as uncharacterized. Lineage: Eukaryota; Viridiplantae; Streptophyta; Magnoliopsida; Malvales; Malvaceae. The record is from RefSeq and is a predicted model, not a curated record. The transcript is spliced from 11 exons. Bases 317 to 1120 code for a protein of 267 amino acids. Gene Ontology annotation, molecular function: GTPase activity.
UUAAUAAAUAAUUUAAAAUAACAUUGAGUGAGUUUGAAGCCUGGUGGUCUUAAACAGGCUGCUCCUUUACAAAAUAAAGGCUCUCCCCCUUUCGUUUCAAUUCCAUUCUCAAAUAGGAAAUUUCAGGUUAGUUGAUGUUUGAGUAUCUUUAUCGCCAUUGUAUAUGGGCCACUCUAGUUUCUUGAAUUUGUUGUUUGCUGUCGGUGUGUGGUGUGCUGCAUAUAUUACUGUCGCGGUUGUGGCGUCUUUGCGCAUCUUCAAUUCAAUCUGUUCAUUCUGAGUCAGUAAAGCAAUUUGACCGGUGUGGAACGCUGUAAUGGGAUAUGCACAACUGGUUAUUGGUCCUGCAGGCAGUGGAAAGUCAACCUACUGCUCUAGUCUGUACCAGCAUUGUGAAACCCUUGGACGGUCAAUACAUAUUGUGAACCUUGAUCCUGCUGCUGAAAAUUUUAACUAUCCGGUAGUUAUGUAUAUAAGAGAGCUAAUUAGUUUGGAUGAUGUUAUGGAGGAGCUUGGAUUGGGUCCAAAUGGUGGUCUUAUUUACUGCAUGGAACAUCUUGAAGAAAAUCUGGAUGAAUGGCUGGCUGAAGAAUUGGACUAUUACUUGGAUGAUGACUAUCUGGUUUUUGAUUGCCCAGGUCAGAUAGAGCUCUUUUCACAUGUACCGAUGCUUCGUAACUUUGUGGAGCACUUGAAACGCAAGAACUUUAAUGUGUGUGGUGUAUAUUUGCUUGAUUCUCAGUUCAUCGCGGAUGUGACUAAGUUUGUAAGUGGAUGCAUGGCAUCACUUUCUGCAAUGGUCCAGCUUGAAUUACCACAUGUUAAUAUCCUCUCAAAAAUGGACCUAGUAACAAGCAAGAGGGAUGUCGAAAACUACUUGGAUCCAGAGCCUCGAUUUCUGCUUUCAGAACUGAAUGAAUGGAUUGCUCCUUGGUUUAAAAAGCUAAAUAAAUCUUUGAUUGAACAGGUGGAUGAAUAUAGCAUGGUUAGCUUCAUUCCAAUCAACUUGAGGAGGAAAAGUAGCAUACAGUAUGCAUUGGCUCAAAUAGAUAACUGCAUUCAGUAUGGCGAAGAUGCUGAUAUGAGGGAUUUUGACGCAGACAAUGAUGAUGACGCAUAAAGCCUGCUAAUGCUUGCUUACUUACUACGUUAUCGGUGUGUUCGGGAUUUCACUCUGUAUAUGAGGGAAAAUAGAAUACCUUUUUGAGGUGAGAACUGAGAACCUGGUUUGAGUUGGGGGUCAAAUCUUGAGUUCAAAGAUUUAUUUUGUAUUGCAAAUUUGGGAUGAUGGAAACCAUUGAAAGGGAUUUCACCAAAAGGCAAAAUUUGUGAUUAGAUUCCUUGUUUUGGGUGUUUAAUCCCUUUUCAUCUUGAAUGCUUAGUUGACUUGAUGGAAUUCAACACCUGCAAUUGUGUGUGUUUUGAGUUUUA